UGGAGAAGAAAGAUGAUCUCACAAGUUGCAUUUGUCAUCGACAAACAAAAAAGAGGGUGAAGAGGGGUGUUGCAUCCCAUUCCACCGCCUUCUUGGUGUUUCUUGCUCAUGAUACCAGAGACACAUAUAUUGGAUACCUCUUCCCCUCACUUUUCCCAGCAGACACCCUCAUACCCACUCAGUCAAACCAAACACCUUACAAAACUUCCCACCAUGCCUCAAAAAGCCAUCGCCGUCACCGCCCCUAAGAAGGGCGACCUGGUCACCGACCGCCCAAUCCCCAAGCUCCGCGACGACUACAUCCUGGUCAAGACCGUCAGCGUGGCCCUGAACCCCACAGAUUGGAAGCACAUCGAGUUUCUCGCGCCCACCGGCGUCCUCGUCGGCUGCGACUACGCCGGUAUCGUGGAGGAAGUCGGCCCCGCCGUCAAGAAGCCCUUCAAGAAGGGUGACCGGGUGUGCGGCUUCGUCCACGGCGCCAACGCCGUGCAGCCCGAAGACGGCACCUUCGCUGAAUACAUCGUCGCCAAGGGCGACAUCCAGAUGCACAUCCCGGACAACCUGAGCUUCCAGGACGCCGCCACUCUCGGUGUGGGUAUCACGACCGUCGGUCAGGCUCUGUACCAGAGCUUGAAGCUGGAGCUGCCCACCGAGCCCGCUAAGGGCGGCAACGCAGGCCCGAUCCUCAUCUACGGUGGCUCGACGGCCACAGGAACCCUGGCGAUCCAGUUUGCCAAGUUGUCCGGAUACAAGGUGCUGACUACGUGUUCGCCAAGGAACUUCGACCUGGUGAAGAGUCUGGGUGCCGAUGAGGUGUUUGAUUACAAUGCACCGAAUGCGGCGGCGGAGAUCCGGAAGGCUACGGAUAACAAGUUGAAGUUGGUGCUGGAUACCAUUUCGUUGGAGGCGAGUGCCAAGUUCUGUGAUGAGGCUAUUUCUACCGAGGGUGGUGAAUACAGUGCGCUUUUGGCGGUGGGCAUUGAGCGGAAGAAUGUCAAUGAUCGGUGGACUCUGGCGUAUACUGCUGUGGGUGAGGAGUUCAUGUUUGGUGACACGCCGUUCCCGGCCAAGCCUGAGGAUAAGGAGUUUGCUGCCAAGUUCUGGGAUAUUGCGCAGAAGUUGUUGGCUGAGGGCAAGAUCCAGGUGCAUCGGCCUAGUGUGCGUGGGGAGGGUCUGAAGGGUGUGUUGGAGGGGUUGCAGCUGCUCAAGGCUGAUAAGGUCAGUGGUGAGAAGCUGGUCUACAAUAUUGCCGAGACUCCUUAGAUAGUGAGAGUUGGAUGUCAAAUGUCAAUGGAAUGUAUU
Messenger RNA from Aspergillus vadensis CBS 113365, 1302 nucleotides. RefSeq names its product zinc-binding alcohol dehydrogenase family protein. The record is from RefSeq and is a predicted model, not a curated record. Bases 214 to 1263 code for a protein of 349 amino acids. Lineage: Eukaryota; Fungi; Ascomycota; Eurotiomycetes; Eurotiales; Aspergillaceae. The transcript has a single exon. Gene Ontology annotation, molecular function: oxidoreductase activity, acting on NAD(P)H.